This is a messenger RNA of Aspergillus japonicus CBS 114.51, 945 nucleotides long. RefSeq lists its product as uncharacterized. Bases 235 to 846 code for a protein of 203 amino acids. The record is from RefSeq and is a predicted model, not a curated record. The transcript has a single exon. Lineage: Eukaryota; Fungi; Ascomycota; Eurotiomycetes; Eurotiales; Aspergillaceae.
CACCCCUUCCCCUCACAGGAGUUUUAUAGAUAGACGCGAAGAAAGCCCACCCCCGCUUCGCAGCACUCGGAUCAGCAUCAGUAUCCUCCUAUUCAUCUCCUUCCACUCCUGGGACAUCCAAUACGUGACCGGUGGUUCGAGUCCACCGAUUAGCCUAGCCUACCUCCACCGACCCCUCGAUCACAACCUCAACCACUCAUAUAUUAUCCCUCGCCUCCCUCCCUGGUCAUCACAAUGUCCACGAACAGACCGUUCCUGGCGAACUUCCUUGCGGCCUUCCGAGCGCAGUCUACAUACAAAGCCUCCACCGCCGGCACUCAAUCCACAUCAGCCUCGAUAUCCUCUGCCCAGAUCUCCCAGAGUGCGGCUCGAGCAAUCGCCACGAAAGCCAGCAGCAACUCGGAAGCGUCCUCCGCAUCUUCAUCCACAACACACCAUUAUCACCAUCACUCGACCUCCUCAUCUUCACACUCUCGCCCGCACUCCCACCACCGCGGCCCCCUGGCCCCGGGCCAAGGCCAGGAGCAGUCCAGCCCCGCAUCCCCGCCCCCGUCAUCAGCCGCGACUCCACCCCAAGCCGCCGGCGGCGCAUCGUCUCCUCCACCGACCCCGGCCGCCUCGAACCCCAUCCCCAUCACCAACAGCCAUGGCCGUCAACGGCGCGGCAGUGACAGCUCCAGCGGCUCGGGCGGGUUCCGCGACGCGCUCGGUCCCGAGAAAUGGUACAUCGGCGGCCGGACGCCCGGCGGCGAAGAGAGGUUCUAUCGAUUAGGCAUGGUCACCAAGGGAGGGGGUCGCCUUGGAGGAAGCGGCCGGGUGGGGAGUAUCGAUCAGCUAAGUCUUUGAUCACGACUCUCGCUCACAGGGUAUUCUUCCCUCUGUUUUUCUUUUCGGUGACUGGCCUUGGGGCCACCGGGAAUUGCUUGUGCAAACCCUAUUCCGAUU